Molecule: messenger RNA, 1404 nt
Organism: Prosopis cineraria
Lineage: Eukaryota; Viridiplantae; Streptophyta; Magnoliopsida; Fabales; Fabaceae
Product: putative glucose-6-phosphate 1-epimerase
Exons: 10
Coding region: 230-1171 (313 amino acids)
Biological process (GO): carbohydrate metabolic process
Molecular function (GO): isomerase activity; carbohydrate binding
Source: RefSeq, a predicted model, not a curated record
UGAGGUAGCGAGUGGCUAGAGGUCACAGGUGAGGGAAGGGCAGGGAUUCGAAGCAGUGGUUGGAAUAUCCGAAUUUCCACGCGCACAAUGUCAUGAACUACCUGAGGACAAGUAACCAGGAAAAAAUUUAAAGAAGGAAACAUUUUGAUAAACAAUUACAUCAUCAAGUGGAGGGAGUGAAGUGAAUAGUGACUUGGGAUUUUUGGAGAAGAUAUCGGGGGUAACACAAAUGGCGAUGGUUUCCAUGUCAUUUUCUGUCAACACAGUGGCCUUUCCCAACCUUCCCCGCCCCAACAGGUAUCCUGGAAUGGCAUUUGCAAGUUUGAGCGGCAAAGAAUCGAUGUCUUUGGGGGUGCGAGUUAUAGAAGGGGAAGGAAACUUGCCAAAAGUUGUGCUAACUUCAUCUGGGGGAAGUGAGGCUGAAAUAUACUUAUUUGGAGGUUGUAUUACCUCUUGGAAAAUUGCAAAUGGCAAGGACCUCCUCUUUGUUCGUCCAGAUGCUGUUUUUAAUAAGAAAAAAGCAAUAAGUGGAGGCAUCCCCCAUUGUUUCCCACAGUUUGGCCCGGGUGCACUUCAGCAGCAUGGAUUUGCAAGGAAUAUGGAUUGGUCUUUAGUCGAUUCUGAUAACGUGGAUGGAAAUCCUGUGGUAACUUUGGAACUCAAGGAUGAAUCUUAUAGCCGUGCCAUGUGGGAUUUCAGCUUCCAUGCUUUAUACGAAGUCACCCUCAACACUAAAAGUCUUUCCACUGAGUUGAAAGUGAAAAAUACUGACAAUAAGGCAUUCUCCUUUACCAAUGCCUUGCACACUUAUUUCCGUGCUUCGUUGAGUGGUGCGACACUGAAGGGGUUGAAAGGUUGCAAAACUCUUAACAAACAUCCAGAUCCUUUGAAUCCAGUAGAGGGUGUGGAAGAAAGGGAUUUGGUUAAUUUCCCUGGAUUUGUAGACUGCAUUUACCUUGCAUCUCCGAAUGAGCUGCGCCUCGACAAUGGCUUGGGUGAUUUGAUAUCUAUCAAGAAUACAAAUUGGUCCGAUGCUGUCUUGUGGAACCCAUAUAUCGAAAUGGAAGCUUGUUACAAAGAUUUUGUUUGCGUUGAAAAUGCUAAGAUUGGAAAUGUGGAACUUGAGCCGGAUCAAACUUGGACAGCAGUGCAGCAUAUGAGCAUUGCUUAGGAGAGUAACUGAGCUUGUACAUGAUCCUUUUGUUUUCUUAUGUAGUUUGUCAAUAAUGUGAAUUAUGGAUUUUUCUUCUGGCGCCAUGGGUGGUGGAUUUGAAGGGUGAUUGAGUUAUGCGGAUAUUUUAUAAAUAAGAAUAAGAAUAAUGCCUCCAGGUUUAUUUUGAUGUAAUAGCAAGUCUAUACCCUGUUCCGAUCUUCAGCUCUGUAAAAGCUAUCCAAGUUGGUCUA